This is a messenger RNA of Hemisphaericaspora subhashii, 1308 nucleotides long. RefSeq names its product ERMES complex subunit. The transcript has a single exon. Gene Ontology annotation, biological process: mitochondrion organization; phospholipid transport. The record is from RefSeq and is a predicted model, not a curated record. NCBI's taxonomy places the organism in Eukaryota, Fungi, Ascomycota, Pichiomycetes, Serinales, Debaryomycetaceae. Gene Ontology annotation, molecular function: lipid binding. Gene Ontology annotation, cellular component: ERMES complex. The coding region runs from base 1 to 1308 and encodes 435 amino acids.
AUGUCAUUUGAUAUUAAUUGGAAUAAAUUAAUUGAAGAUGAUUCAAUUAAUAAAGCAAUUCAAUUAUUUUUAGAUAAGCAAUUUCAAAAAAUUAAAUUACCAAAUUAUAUAUCAAAUUUAUCAGUAACUGAUUUUCAUUUAGGUGAUAUACCACCAGAUUUAACUAUAAGACAUAUAGGAGAUCCAUUUGAUGAGUUUUAUACUGAAGAACAGGAACUACCAACACCUCCUAUUCCACCACAACAGCAGCAACAGCAACAACCACCACAACCCACAGACGAAGACGACCACUGCUCAUAUAAUGAAGAUGAAGAUAACGAGGAAGAUAAUGUCGAUGAUGAUGAUUAUGUGAAUGGAUUAGCAUCAAUUACAGAACGUAUGGGUAUAUUCAACUUCAAUCAACCAUUAACAUCCACAGCCAUGCCAACCACCACCCCAAGUAAACAAUCAUCAACAACUGCAACAUCAUCAGCUACUCCCAAUUCCACAAACAAUCGAUCACGAGAUUCAUUAUCAAUGUUACAUCCUCCAUUAGGAGUAAAUACUAUAAUUGGAAUUGGGGCACCAACGACAAAAACCGGUUCAGAUACCCCAACCACAAUCCUAAACCAAAACUACCGACUUCCAUCACUUCCCAAAAUUACAUCAAAACGGAAAUCCCUUCAAGAUGAGAAUGAUAUUCAAUUAAUCGUGGAAAUAAACUAUAAAGGAAAUCUACAUAUAAAUCUAAUAGUGAAUCUAUUAGUAAAUUAUCCUUCACCAAAUUUCAUAUCCUUGCCAAUAAAACUUCAUAUCACCGAUAUAGUAAUCCAUUCAAUUGCUACUAUUGCAUAUUUGAAAAAAUCAAUCUAUUUGAGUUUUCUUUGUGAUAUAACUGAUGAAAGUUCAGAUUAUUUCAGCCAUCAACCAAUUCCAAAGAGUACACCCUUAUCGAAUGUGAAUUCAGGCGGGAAUUUCGUGGAUUAUUAUAGUGGUGGUGGUGCGGCAGGCGGUGCGGGAGGUGAUUCUAUUAAGGAGAGGAUAGAUAUUAUUAAGAAGAUCAGAAUUGAGAGUGAGAUUGGUGAGGUUGAGAAUAAUGUAUUAAGAAAUGUUGGAAAAGUGGAGAAGUUCUUGAUUGAACAAUUGAGGAAUUUGAUUAGGGAUGAGAUUGCUUGGCCUAGUUGGAUUUGUAUUGAUUUGAAUGAAGAGGAGGAAGAACUGCUGGAUGAAGAGGGGGAAGGCAACGAAGAAGACGAUAGUGAAGAGGAAGGGGAUACUAGUGGUAGUAGUGAGGAUUCUGAAACUUUGAAUAAUAGUGAAUCUACCUAG